GUUAGUUUUUUUGUAGCUUUGUUCCUGGAAAGAACGGAAGUUCAGAGAUGAGUAAGCUUCAGAGUGAUGCCCUUGGAGAAGCUAUUUCAACCAUUGUAGCUCAGUCGAAGGAGAAACAACGGAAGUUUACUGAAACCAUUGAACUCCAGAUUUGGUUGAAAAACUAUGAUCCCCAGAAAGACGAGCGUUUCAGUGGUUCCGUGAAGCUGCCUCACAUUCCUCGCCCGAAGAUGAAGAUCUGCAUGCUUGGAGAUGCUCAACACGUUGAAGAGGCUGAGAAGAUAGGUUUGGAUUAUAUGGAUGUUGAAGCUCUGAAAAAGCUAAACAAGAACAAGAAGUUGGUCAAAAAGCUUGCCAAAAACUAUCACGCCUUUUUGGUUUCCGAAUCAGUCAUCAAGCAGAUCCCUCGUCUCUGGGGUCCUGGUCUCAACAAAGCAGGCGAGUGUUACAUAUCUGUAUUGUAUCUGUUUUCAUCAAUUUUUAUUUCGAACUAAUUAUCUUAUUCAGAAAUUUUAUUCGAUUUCAUUAUGAUAUGGAUGUCCGAAAGAAGAUCAGAAAAUCUAAAAGAUGUGGGCACUAUAUAAACUCAAGCCACAAUAGAAAAAAUUAUUCGUUUCUUUUA
Hibiscus syriacus is the source of this 622-nucleotide messenger RNA. RefSeq names its product 60S ribosomal protein L10a-like. Lineage: Eukaryota; Viridiplantae; Streptophyta; Magnoliopsida; Malvales; Malvaceae. The record is from RefSeq and is a predicted model, not a curated record. Bases 48 to 494 code for a protein of 148 amino acids. The transcript is spliced from 3 exons.